Manihot esculenta (cassava) is the source of this 552-nucleotide messenger RNA. RefSeq lists its product as uncharacterized. The transcript has 2 exons. The record is from RefSeq and is a predicted model, not a curated record. Lineage: Eukaryota; Viridiplantae; Streptophyta; Magnoliopsida; Malpighiales; Euphorbiaceae. The coding region runs from base 1 to 552 and encodes 183 amino acids.
AUGGAUCUAAAUCCCAACCCCAAACCCCCAGAAGACCCUCCAUUUUCCACCGCGCCUCCCCACUCCACGGCCACCACGGAUGACCACGAGAUCAUCCUCUACUUUACCAGCCUCGGCAUUGUCCGCAAAACAUUCGAAGAUUGCAGAACCGUCAGAUCAAUCCUCCGUGGAUUUCGCAUCCCAAUUGACGAGCGAGAUUUGUCCAUGGAUGCCGGGUAUCUCGACGAGAUACAGAUGAUCACAUGUUCUAAAAAGGUUAGGUUACCUGCAGUUUUCUUAGGUGGGAAGUAUGUUGGUGGGGCCGAGGAGAUCAAGGAGAUGAAUGAGAGUGGUGAGUUGAGUAAGCUGAUUGGUGGGUUACCCUUUGUAGGAAACAAUAGUUUCUGUGAUGUUUGUGGAGAGCUGAGACAUGUUCUUUGCGCACAGUGCAAUGGCAGUCAUAAGAUCUACUCUGAGAAGCAUGGGUUUACGACCUGCACAUCGUGCAAUGUAAACGGUCUGGUUAAGUGCGGCCUAUGUUAUCCCGUGAACCGGCGGCGAAUGUCAAUUUAG